This is a messenger RNA of Meloidogyne enterolobii, 1050 nucleotides long. Lineage: Eukaryota; Metazoa; Nematoda; Chromadorea; Rhabditida; Meloidogynidae. The record is from the annotation of a GenBank genome assembly.
AUGUUGUCAGGCAUUUUCCAUCCCUUUUUGGGAUUCCAAUCGUUGCCAGUCGAUUUACUUUUGAAGAAUUCUAAUGUUGGACAGCCUGGAAAAUCUGGAACUUUGGGUCCCCCAAUAUGCCAACAAGAAUGCGAGCCAGGCUCUUGGGGACUUGAUUGUGCUUCGCGUUGUAAUUGUUUUGGCUCGAUUCCUUGUGAUUUUGCUAGUGGAAUGUGUGCAGGGGGGUUGUGUUUUAUUGGCAAAAACUGUGCGGAGGAUAUCGAUGAAUGCUCCCUCCAUUUACAUAAAUGUUCGGCAAAUGCAACUUGUUCAAACACGCCUCCAGGCUCGUAUACUUGUACAUGCGCUCCAACAUUUAUUGGAAAUGGAUUUAAUUGCACACUGUUCGAUCCUUGUAAAAAAAGAUUUAACGAACAUUGCCAUAUUUAUGCUCAUUGUGAUUCCAGCAAUGAAGAGAUACCUGAAUGUAUUUGUAAUGAAGGUUUUCAUGGCGAUGGGAGAAAAUUAUGCACUCCUAAUGCCGAAACAUCAACAACCAGUAGUACAACAACAAAACUUACAACAACAACAUCACAAACAUCAACUAUAAUGGAAAUAACAUCAACAAAAACAUUAGAAACAACACAACAAACAACAAAAAUUAAAACAACAAAUACAAACAUUUUUGAAAAACAUUCUUUUCCAACAACAACAAAUGUUGUAGAAAGAGUUGGCAACAAUCAAGAAAGGGGGAAAAUAUUUAAAGAAGAAAAAAUCGGUAUGACCGAUAAAGAAUUGUUAGCAGCGGCAAAUGAAUCGGGAACCCUAAUCCUCGUUGUCUGUUCAAUUCUCGGCUCAACAUGGCUUGUUAUAGCUAUUGUAUUUUCAUUAAUUUAUUGCUUUAAAAGACAGCGUUUGCGGCAAGUUGAAUAUAAUGGGGGACCUCAAAUGCUUGGAUGGACGCCUAAAAGAGGAAUAAUAAAUAAUAAUACUUUAUCAACAUGUAAUAGAGGAAUUAAUAGAUUAAAUAGAUAUAAUAAUAAUAAUUUUGCUAUUACUAAAUUUGGAUAA